GAUUUCUUUAAACCCGAUCGAAACCCUAAAAGUUCUCUUCUCUCGUGGUACAUCUCCGACGAGCAACGACGGCGAUUUCUCCCCUAGCCUCGACGACACCGAAGCAUCAGAAGCAUCAACGACAAGCAUCCUCUACUGCCUGAGGGAGCAUAGCAGAAAGGAUUUGGUGGGUUUCAGGUUCCACAAUGGCAAAGAGACUGCUUGGUUCCCAGCUUUUUGUGAGCAGAUUGUCGUUUUACACUACACAUAAGGACUUGAAGAGGUUGUUUUCCCCAUUCGGUGAAAUCACUGAAGCUAGACUUGUUACCGAUCCAAGAACUCAGAGGCCUAAGGGGUUUGGUUUUGUUACAUUUGAAUCAGAUGUUGAUGCCCAGAAUGCGUUGAAAGCUAUGAAUGGGAAGAUCGUGGAUGGUAGAUUGAUUUUUGUUGAAGUUGCCAAGACAGAAAGAAACAUCAGAGGAGGAUGACACCAUUCCCAAGUGUAAACAUCAUUUUCUUGAUACGUGGUUUCAGUUGCUUUUAAUGACUACAAAGCGCAGGUUCAUUUUGGAUAAUGAAUAUUAUUCAUCAUUAAUAUUAAAUCACAUUAUU
This is a messenger RNA of Cynara cardunculus var. scolymus (artichoke), 591 nucleotides long. RefSeq names its product small RNA-binding protein 11, chloroplastic-like. Gene Ontology annotation, molecular function: RNA binding. Gene Ontology annotation, cellular component: spliceosomal complex. The transcript has 5 exons. Gene Ontology annotation, biological process: positive regulation of mRNA splicing, via spliceosome. The coding region runs from base 186 to 467 and encodes 93 amino acids. The record is from RefSeq and is a predicted model, not a curated record. Lineage: Eukaryota; Viridiplantae; Streptophyta; Magnoliopsida; Asterales; Asteraceae.